CGGGCGCUCGUCCUGUGCCAGGCCCCGCGCCCCGAAGGACGGAGCCAGACCGCAGAGGGUCCUUGGGGCCGCGGCAUCGGAUAUUUACCCCUUCCCCACCCCCACCCCCGAGUCAGGCCUGGUUUGGGAGAAAUCCUAGAGGCGGGGGGAGGCUGGAUCGCCCAAGAAGCAUCUGAUGAGCCCCUUCCGAAGUUCGUUCAGACUUGAGCAUCCUUAACCACGAUGAAAAAUCGAGACAAAGAGGGUGGUGCUUCGAAGCAACCAGCCAGCCCUUCCAAAGCAAAAGCCCGAGCAGGGCCUCAAGAAGCCAAUUCAUCCCAGACUUCGAAGCCUGAGGAUGCCCAGGAGCCCGGGAGUCAGCGUGCGUCUGGUGACUCUGCUCCUAAAGCAGAGGGAAAUGCAGAAGGUCCUGCUAGCCAGGCCCAGGAGAAGAAUGAGGGGGGGCAAACCAAGAAUUCUCAGUCAGGACCUGUUUGUGAUGUCUCAGAGGAGCUGAGUCGGCAGCUGGAAGACAUACUGAAUACCUACUGUGUUGAUAGCAGUCAGGAGGGACCAGGUGAUGACGGGGGCCAGAAUGAACACACAGAGCCAGAUGAGGUAGAGAAGAGCAGAAAUUAUUCUGCCCGGAAUGGAGAACCAGAACCGGGGACCCCUGAAGUCAAUGGAGUGAAGGAAAUCACCAAGGGAGAGCCAGGUGUCGAAGAGAUCCGGGCAAAUGAUGAGGGUGGGGACCGAGACCAGAAGCGGGUCCAGGAAAAGAAGAAAGCCAAAGGCCUGGGGAAGGAGAUCACUUUGCUGAUGCAGACGCUGAACACCCUUAGCACCCCGGAGGAGAAGUUGGCUGCACUAUGCAAGAAAUACGCUGAGCUGCUGGAGGAGCACCGCAAUUCUCAGAAACAGAUGAGAGUCCUGCAGAAGAAGCAGAGCCAGCUGGUGCAGGAGAAGGACCACCUGAGGAGCGAGCACAGCCGGGCGGUCCUUGCCCGCAGCAAGCUGGAGAGCCUGUGUCGGGAGCUACAGAGGCACAACCGCACUCUCAAGGAAGAAGGCGUCCAGCGAGCUCGAGAGGAAGAGGAGAAGCGGAAGGAGGUGACCUCCCACUUCCAGGUGACCCUUAAUGACAUCCAGCUGCAGAUGGAGCAGCACAACGAACGCAACUCCAAGCUGCGCCAAGAGAACAUGGAGCUGGCUGAGCGGCUCAAGAAGCUGAUCGAGCAGUAUGAGCUACGGGAGGAGCACAUUGACAAGGUCUUCAAACACAAGGACCUGCAGCAGCAGUUGGUGGAUGCCAAGCUCUUGCAGGCCCAGGAGAUGCUGAAGGAGGCUGAGGACAGGCACCAGCGAGAGAAAGACUUUCUGCUGAAGGAAGCGGUGGAGUCCCAGCGUGUGUGUGAGCUGAUGAAGCAGCAGGAGGCCCACCUGAAGCAGCAGCUCGCACUGUACACGGAGAAGUUUGAGGAGUUCCAGAACACUCUGUCCAAGAGCAGCGAGGUGUUCACGACGUUUAAGCAAGAAAUGGAAAAGAUGACCAAAAAGAUCAAGAAGCUGGAGAAAGAGACCACCAUGUACCGAUCCCGGUGGGAGAGCAGCAACAAGGCGCUGCUGGAGAUGGCCGAGGAGAAAACUCUUCGAGACAAGGAGCUGGAAGGCCUACAGGUGAAAAUCCAGCGGCUGGAGAAGCUUUGUCGGGCCCUGCAGAGUGAACGCAAUGACCUGAACAAGAAGGUGCAGGACCUGAGUGCCCAUCCCCCGCCGGGUGAAGCAGACACCCCAGAGUCCCCCAAGGGCCCACAGAGGGACAGCGGUGCCGAACCGCUGGUUGAGGGCCUGAUCCCCGAGGUCCCCCAGUCUCUGUGUCACACAGAGGCUGCCCCCCAGGGCCCCGAACUGAGCACAAGUGUUUCAGGCCAGACGGAGGCUGAUGAAGCCACCCCUUCUACUGACUAGAGACACCCCGGUGGAAGGAAGACCAGGGAUGCCAGGAGGGGAGCUGGUGAAUGUUACAGGCCCAGCUGCUGUGUCCCCUCUCAGCUUAGGGGCUGCCAUGGGGAAGAGCUGGGGCCCAUCAGGCAUUGACACUUUCCAAUUUAGGUUCUUGAAGAUGAUUUUUAUAUAUGUAUGGCAUAUAAAAGUGUGUGCCAUGCCCCAUACUUUUAUAUACAUACAUGUAAAGCAGGCACUUGCUUCCCCGUGCCUCGGUGCAAGGGGAGAGACAUGUGACUAAUGAGUGCUUUGGAGGGGCUCAGCAGAGGGCACAUCUCCUGUGACUUCCCACAGUCAGGGCAGGUUAUUGGGCUGUUCUUUUCUCCCUUGAGGCCCCCGUGACCGGAGCCUCGCUGGUGUCCCAGUGCAUACGCGCACUCUCUUGUGUUUUGGUUGAGAGAACUGGGCUCGCUGUGGCUUAGAGUCCUCCCAUUGCACUGAGAGUCUUUGCCCCUCCUGCUCUGGGAGCCCAGCAGGGAUUCAGAGCCAGCGUUUUUUAGUGUUUUCCAGUGGAGAGAGACAAGAUCGAGGAGCCCGUUUAUUUAAA
Molecule: messenger RNA, 2530 nt
Organism: Vombatus ursinus (common wombat)
Lineage: Eukaryota; Metazoa; Chordata; Mammalia; Diprotodontia; Vombatidae
Gene: TXLNA
Product: taxilin alpha
Exons: 11
Coding region: 223-1947 (574 amino acids)
Molecular function (GO): syntaxin binding
Source: RefSeq, a predicted model, not a curated record